AUGCAGAUUGACCCUGCGGCACUGAGUCGAACAGACUCUGCGUCUGCCGCACUCUCUUCAUCCAAAAAUACGGCUCCCAGUUCUUCAACAACUCAGAAAUCCACUAAAGCCCUGAUAUCCGUCCCGCGACUGGAUUUGGAGCCUAUCUACACGGAGCUGAAAGCCGCUAUUGGCGACAAGUGGACUGAGUACAAGCAAGCUACCUCUGGCUUUCUAUUAGGAGAAUUGAACCAAGAUGAACUCGCAUCGCGGAUCGACUCGAUAAUAUGCGCCGACCCGAAAACCGAACAUCUUCACAAUAACUUUGUCUGCGCGAUCAUUGGGAACCUCACGCGGGAUCUUCCCGACCAUGGCGUUGCAAGCUGGGUCUCCGCGAACGACAAACCCUCCGUGGUGUCAAAACCGACCUCUGGAGAUGCCGCAGAACAGCGACUCAAGACCGAGGUCAUGCAGUUGCCUCCUAGAGAUCGCCGGCGGAUCAAGGGAAUUCCAGAGCGUGACCCGCACGAGACGAUACCCAGUGAAUUGGAGGAAUACCACCUGGCUAAACAGGUCAGGGUGCCCAACCAAGUCCCCGCAAGCGCGGGCGGCUUGAAUAUGACUAAUUGGGAGUUGGAAGUACGAAAACGAUAUGAACAGUCGCUCGCCCAAGAAACCGGCGAAUUUCCUGAUGCCGAAUCGAUACACGCGCGGAUGAUCCCCAUAUGCUACGAAGAGUCUGUCGUAAACGGCGCGGGCGUUGCAUGCGCCGAGUUCAUGGCGAUUGCAACUGAAACGUUUGUUAAGGAGGUUCUUUCGGUCGUAUUCUCCCGGACAAGAUCGAACGGCCCGUCCGGUACUAUAAACGGUAUGAUGAAACGGUCGUACAAACAGCAACUGGAGAGAGAAGAACUAGCUUUCACUCGGGGAGAAAUCGCCAAAGACAGCGCGACUGGUUUGCUUCCCGUGGAGGCCAAGGAAGCUGGUACUCGCAGCGCACUUGGAGUCAGGGAUCUUCGAUUGUCGUUAGAAAUCGGAAGUGGAGUCUUGAGCCAUAUGCCGUUAAUCGUGGAUCAGAUCAUGGGAGGCUAUCUUGAAGACGAACUAGAAGCCGACAAACAAGACCGUGUUGACCUAGAAGACAGAAGGCCCGUGGGCUACGUCGAUGAAAUGAACCUUGAUGAAGCAGAUAUAGGCUUCGAAGGUGCCACAUCGAGCGACCAAGACCAACUGGACGCAUUGCUAGACGAGUGUCUCUCGAUGGCCGCCUAG
Molecule: messenger RNA, 1251 nt
Organism: Aspergillus calidoustus
Lineage: Eukaryota; Fungi; Ascomycota; Eurotiomycetes; Eurotiales; Aspergillaceae
Source: the annotation of a GenBank genome assembly